GAGCUUGUAAUGUCAACGCUCGCACAUUCUAAACGAACCUCAAUUUUACACCGACGCGAACCGUCGGUUCCACAUGAGGUCAAAGAAACAUUAGAUGCAGUUGUAACCGAAACUCAAGAUGGAGAACGUUGUAUAAACAACUACGUUUUAAAAGAAGUAAUUGGACAUGGCGCUUAUGGCACAGUGAUUUUAGCCUAUAACAAAGAAACCAUGAUGAAUUAUGCUGUCAAAGAAUUCAGCAAAUCACGACUUCGCAAAAAAGAUAAGGCAAACUACUUUCGUCGUCCGCGCGGCAGAGGGAUUCGAGGACGAGGAGGCGCACCAGUAAGCAAUACAACGAAUACAUCAGAUCCCCUAUAUUUGAUUCGUAGUGAAGUUGCUGUAUUCAAGAAGUUGAAUCAUGUUAAUGUGGUAAAAUUAUACGAAGUAUUGGAUGAUCCGAGUAACGAUUCUCUUUAUAUGGUAUUCGAAAUGUGCGAGAAAGGAGUUCUCAUGGAAGUUAAUACCCAGAAAAAAUCUACCCCAUUUCCCGAAGAUAAAAUGCGGCUUUAUUUCAGAGAAAUGAUACUUGGUUUUGAAUAUCUACAUGAAAAUGGAAUUGUUCACCGGGAUAUUAAGCCCGACAAUCUCUUAUUGUCAAAAGAUGAAGUGCUUAAAAUUGUAGAUUUCGGUGUAUCUGAAAUAUUUGUCAAGGGAAAUGAUAAAUUGAAGAAAUCUGCCGGUAGUCCGGCUUUCAUGGCACCGGAACUUUGUGUAGCUCAUCAUGGCGAAAUUUCUGGACAGGCCGCAGAUAUUUGGUCCAUGGGAGCGACUUUAUAUUGUCUUGCCUUUGGACAGUUACCUUUUCCGAAGGAAAACAUUGUUGAUAUGUAUGAUUCAAUAAAACAUGAUGAAAUCGAAAUUCCGGAAGGUACAGAUCCCGAUCUAGCUGAUCUUCUUAGUAAAAUUCUUGAGAAAGACCCAAAUAAAAGAAUUACAAUGCCUGAACUUCGUGAACAUCCAUGGGUAACUGAAAAAGGAAGUGAUCCACUUAUAACUAAAGAAGUGAAUUGUGCUGAUAUGGUUACCGAAAUUACAGAUGCAGAAUUUAAUUCGGCUAUCAAAACAAUUAGCAUUGGUACUGCUAUCACUGUGAUUGUAGCUGGCAAUAAAUGGAAGAGAAUGUCUAAAACACAUCAAAGUAUGUCAUCUAGAGAUUUUGCAAACCUAAAAAUCGUGGAUACUAAUGAUAGUAAAAAAGAAAACGAGGAAACUAGUACCACCGAAACUACAACGGUUUCGUCACCUGUUUCAUCCGAAUAA
This is a messenger RNA of Funneliformis geosporum, 1302 nucleotides long. NCBI's taxonomy places the organism in Eukaryota, Fungi, Glomeromycota, Glomeromycetes, Glomerales, Glomeraceae. The record is from the annotation of a GenBank genome assembly.